Messenger RNA from Suncus etruscus (white-toothed pygmy shrew), 4929 nucleotides. RefSeq names its product neurotrophic receptor tyrosine kinase 2 (gene NTRK2). The transcript has 16 exons. Gene Ontology annotation, molecular function: brain-derived neurotrophic factor receptor activity; brain-derived neurotrophic factor binding; ATP binding. The record is from RefSeq and is a predicted model, not a curated record. The coding region runs from base 258 to 2243 and encodes 661 amino acids. NCBI's taxonomy places the organism in Eukaryota, Metazoa, Chordata, Mammalia, Eulipotyphla, Soricidae. Gene Ontology annotation, biological process: regulation of phosphatidylinositol 3-kinase/protein kinase B signal transduction; cell surface receptor protein tyrosine kinase signaling pathway; positive regulation of kinase activity. Gene Ontology annotation, cellular component: signaling receptor complex; axon; plasma membrane.
GAUACAUUGCAAAUCAGAAGAGAUUGGAAAUCAUUAAUGAAGACGAUGUUGAAGCUUACGUGGGAUUGAAAAAUUUGACAAUUGUGGAUUCCGGAUUAAAAUUUGUGGCUCAUAAAGCAUUCCUGAAAAAUAGUGAUUUACAACACAUCAAUUUUACAAGAAAUAAAUUGACAAGUUUGUCUAGGAAACAUUUCCGUCAUCUUGAAUUGUCUGAACUGAUUCUGGUUGGCAAUCCAUUUACAUGCUCCUGUGAUAUUAUGUGGAUCAAGAAUCUUCAAGAGACUAAAUCCAGUAUGGAAACUCAGGAUUUGUACUGCAUUAAUCAAAAUAGCAAGAAUAUUCCCCUGGCAAGCCUUCAGAUACCCAAUUGUGGUUUGCCAUCAGCAAAUCUGGCUGCACCCAACCUUACAGUGGAGGAAGGAACUUCUAUCAUCUUAUAUUGCAGUGUUGCAGGCGAUCCAGCCCCAAAUUUGUAUUGGGAUGUUGGUAAUCUGAUUUCCAAACAUAUGAAUGAUUCAAGCCAGACACAGGGAUCCUUAAGGAUAACUAACAUUUCAUCUGAUGACAGUGGAAAACAAAUAUCAUGUGUGGCAGAAAAUAUUGUAGGAGAAGAUCAAGAUUCUGUCAACCUCACUGUACAUUUUGCUCCAACUAUCACAUUUAUCGAAUCUCCAACUUCAGACCACCACUGGUGCAUUCCAUUCACUGUGAAAGGCAACCCCAAGCCAGCACUUCAGUGGUUCUACAAAGGGGCAAUAUUGAAUGAAUCCAAAUACAUCUGUACUAAAAUCCAUGUUACCAAUCAUACGGAAUACCAUGGCUGCCUCCAGCUGGAUAAUCCUACUCAUGUGAACAAUGGGAACUACAUGUUAGUAGCCAAGAAUGAAUAUGGAAAGGAUGAAAAAGAGAUUUUUGCUCACUUCAUGCAAGGACCUGGUCAUGAAGGUGAAUACACAAAUGAGUCUGAAAUAUUUUAUGACCCAGAUUAUGGGACUGCAGCAAAUGAUAUUGGGGACUCCACAAACAGAAGUACGGAUAAUCCUGAUAAAAGAGGUCGUGAACAUCUCUCGGUCUAUGCUGUGGUGGUAAUUGCAUCUGUGGUGGGAUUCUGUCUGGUAGUGAUGCUCUUUUUGCUGAAAUUAGCAAGACACUCCAAGUUUGGCAUGAAAGGCCCAGCUUCAGUUAUCAGCAAUGAUGAUGACUCUGCUAGCCCUCUCCAUCACAUCUCCAAUGGAAGUAACACCCCUUCAUCUUCAGAGGGUGGUCCUGAUGCUGUCAUUAUUGGAAUGACUAAGAUCCCUGUCAUUGAAAAUCCCCAGUACUUUGGUAUCACCAACAGUCAGCUUAAGCCAGACACAUUUGUUCAGCACAUCAAGCGCCACAACAUUGUUCUGAAAAGGGAGCUAGGUGAAGGAGCCUUUGGAAAAGUUUUCCUAGCGGAAUGCUAUAAUCUAUGCCCUGAGCAGGACAAGAUCUUGGUGGCAGUAAAGACACUAAAGGAUGCCAGUGACAAUGCACGCAAGGAUUUUCAUCGUGAGGCUGAGCUACUGACCAACCUCCAGCAUGAACACAUUGUCAAGUUCUAUGGUGUCUGUGUGGAGGGUGAUCCCCUCAUUAUGGUCUUUGAGUACAUGAAGCAUGGAGAUCUCAACAAAUUCCUCAGGGCACAUGGACCUGAUGCUGUACUUAUGGCUGAGGGUAACCCACCAACAGAGCUGACCCAGUCUCAGAUGCUGCACAUUGCUCAGCAGAUUGCUGCAGGCAUGGUCUACCUGGCAUCCCAGCACUUUGUGCACCGAGACCUGGCCACCCGGAACUGCCUGGUUGGUGAGAACCUCCUGGUGAAAAUUGGGGACUUUGGUAUGUCCCGGGAUGUGUACAGCACUGACUACUACAGGGUUGGUGGUCAUACAAUGCUGCCUAUUCGCUGGAUGCCUCCUGAGAGCAUCAUGUACAGGAAGUUCACCACAGAGAGUGAUGUCUGGAGUCUAGGAGUCGUGUUGUGGGAGAUCUUUACAUACGGCAAGCAGCCCUGGUAUCAGCUAUCAAACAACGAGGUGAUAGAAUGCAUCACUCAGGGCCGAGUCUUGCAACGACCUCGAACAUGCCCCCAGGAGGUCUAUGAAUUGAUGCUGGGGUGCUGGCAGAGAGAGCCCCAUAUGAGGAAGAACAUAAAGGGCAUUCACACCCUCCUGCAGAACUUGGCCAAGGCAUCUCCAGUCUACCUGGAUAUUCUAGGCUAAAGCCUCAUCUCCCAGACCUACCCUUCUCAAAGCACCUCCUUGGAUGACCAAAAGGAUGAACGUCUUGUAACUGCCACUGGAUGCCACCAAUCUGCUGUUCUUCACUCUGACAGUAUUAGCCACAAAGACAUAGAACAAAGAUUUCAGAGGGAAGCAAUGUGUACUUGUUCAUCAUAGAUACAGUAUGGACUUCUUUUUGGCAUUAUCUCUCUUCAUUUCCAUCUCCCUUGGUUUGCUCCCAUAUUUUUGUCUUUUUAUAUUUAUUUAUUUUUUAGUCUAAAUAGCUUCACAGUUUUUACCCUUUCUUUUAAAACCAAUCUGGCUUCUGCAUUUCUAUUAACUCUGCAUAGACAAAGGCCUUAACAAACCUAAUUUGUUAUAUUAGCAGACUCUCCAGUUUGACCACCACAACUAACAAUGCCUUGUUGAAUUCCUGCCUUUGAUGUGGAUAAAAAAGGGAAAACAAUAUUUGACUUAAACUUUGUCACUUCUGCUGUACAGACAUUGAGAGUUUCUAUGGAUUCACUUCUAUUUACUUAUUAUUACUGUUAUUAUUAUUAUUAUUAUUAUUGUUACUGAUUUUGGAUGGCUUCAGCUUAUGUAUGACAAAAGGAAACUUUGUGUUCAAUCUGGGAAGCCUUUAUCUACGGGAGAUUAAAGCCAGAAAAAAGAAGAUAUAUUGUAACCCACAUUUUAGAAGGAACCAUGACCAUCAUUAGGAUCAGUUGGUGUCAGUCCCUACUUCAGAAAAAUCCAGCAUUGUCAGCUGGGAGGAAUGUAUCCAGCAUCUUCCUCUGAGGACCUUCCUGAGGAGUAAAGAUUGGUGCAUUUGGUGCCAUGGAUUAUUCUCUUCCCACAAGCAGAAACAUAGAGAGUAGUGAAGAGAAAAGAUGACUUCCGUAAGACACAAGAUGGUGCAUCACAGACUUAGUCUUGUCCUUGUAGGACAUGGUAAUGGCAUUGGUUUGUUUUUCCAAGUGUUAUCCACUAAGCCUUUGUCAAGUUCAUUUAAAAACAGAUAGAUUCUUGCUCAGAUAUUAUUUUGGGUCAAGUGGGAAAGACAAGGACUUUGAAAUGAUUGGACUAGUUAUACAUUUGAAGGCAUUUCUCUUAUAUUGAACUUUACAGAUAGCAGUUCCCUCUGACGCCUACCCUCUGCCUCACCUGUCCUCCUAACUGUGCAAGCAAAAUUGUGCAUGGUCUUUGUCAAUUAAUACCUUGUGUGCAGAAACUACCACUCCACAUGUCAUGUCCCUGAUAGCUAGAGCAGAUCCAUAAAAGGAAAAACAUAAAAUUAGUGGAAGCAAAUGGAGUUCAUAAUAUAAAUGUUUCUGGGUUUAAUGGUGAUAAUAGGUUUUAUGAAGAUGGACCCUGAAACCUGGAUGUCCUGAGAUACAUCAAUCCUAUCCGGGGACUGUGAGAAGGGCAGAAUGUAUCCUUGAAGAAAUAUAACCCUCACCAUAAGAUAUCACAUGCUUUGAUGUUCAGUGUAAACAGACCAAGCCAUUGCUUCGGUUAGGAGAGUGGUUUCAAUCCAAUAUAUUUUAUUGUCAAUAUACUGUUUUAUUUUCUUCACUCCAUUAAAACAAGUAUUUUAAUAAUUAGGCAUGCUAAUGGCAGACUAUGCUCUGACCAAGUCUUGGAGAUGUGUUUCUGGUCGUUAUCAGGAAUUUUGAAAGAGAAAUUAUAAAUUUAAUUAGAAAUGUACUGUUAUUUGCUAAGUUAUAUUAAGGAAGAAAAAUAUUUCUGUUCCUCAAGAAAACUUGCUACCCUCUGUGAGGGGAAUUUUGCUAACGUGGCAUCUUUAUAAUAUGGUCAGAUUGAAAAAGGAGUGAUUUUUAUUCAUCCUAGGUUAUUGGUUUCAUAUUUAUUUCUAAUAAUGCAAUUGCUCUGUUUAGAUUUUGCUUGCACCUCUAACUACUGGAGCACCUUAUUUUCCAUUACAGAUUGUAAAAACCCGUUAUCAAAAAAGUGUCAAUUAAUAGAGAACAAAAGGAAAUCCCAUAACAUGUGAGCAAAUGAAGGGGGUUGACAAGAUAAACUAGUCUCCUAAAGUUCUGUGCUGGUCUAAGAGACAAGGAAGUCGAUUUGUUCUCUUUGCUGGUGAAAAACAACCCCUCUAGAAUACACAUAAUAUAAUGAAAGCCAUAUUUCCAUGAUAUAUACCUGAACGUAUAUAUCCUUAAGGACCCAUGGUACUGUUAAAACACUGUGGCACCUGAAGCAGUAAAGAAGGGGCAGAUUUGUACAAAACUUUCUGAUUCCAUCAGCACUGGUCUGAAAAUAUACAUAGGUUAAUCAUUCUGCAUGACCAACCAGCUACUCUAGGGGAAGAAGCUUCUAGUUAUUUUAUUGUAACCGGGAACAAAGGAACUAAUAAUCUUGGAGAUCAAAUUCUAGGAGGGCUGUGCAGUUUUAAAAACAGGGAUUUGAUUAAGAAGAAUGACUAGAUGAAGAUACUGCAUUCUAUUUCAGUUUUGUGUUUUUCUCUUGAGGAAAGAGAAAACAAAAAAUAAUUUUUUCUUCUUUACUUUCUGACAACCCAUAAGGAGAUUUUCAUUUCCUGAAGCACAAGGUUCUAUGCAAAUGCAAAGUUACUUAUAUUGGUAAUUUUUCCCUCUGUAGUUUCAAGAGUAUGUGCUGGUUUUAGAGACAUCUUACAUUGAAAGAAAAACAGAUUGCUUUU